This is a messenger RNA of Juglans microcarpa x Juglans regia, 1367 nucleotides long. RefSeq names its product mucin-2-like. The record is from RefSeq and is a predicted model, not a curated record. Bases 432 to 1367 code for a protein of 311 amino acids. NCBI's taxonomy places the organism in Eukaryota, Viridiplantae, Streptophyta, Magnoliopsida, Fagales, Juglandaceae. The transcript has a single exon.
GUUAAAGGUUGCUGGGUUUAGGCUCAAGCAAUGAGCUAAACAAGUUAAUAAAUGUACCAGAGUCAGUCGGCCCACAAGACUAUUCUCAUUCGGGAUCCAUGAUCAGGAAAUUAGUAGCCUCCUCCCUCUAUAUGUAAUUUGGCGGGAUGCGUCUUUUGGAAGGGGGACCGUCGGAUGUAAAAAACCCCCUCCCCAAGGAAAAAAAAAAAAAACAAGAAAGUAAGAGCUCACUCUCCCUCCUCUCCAUCUUGUUAAGCUUCCACCCUUAGAUAGAUCAUUACACAUGCACUUUGCACACUACAAAUCCCAUUCUCAGAAAGAUCCUUUUUUUCUUUUUUAAUUUUCUCGCAUCUCUGUAUUCCCACUUACCCAGAAAGAAAGGCUUCAAGAAAACAGAGCAUUAGCAAGAAAGCAAGAUAACUCCACUCUUCAUGGCCGCCAACUGCCCAUAUCUCCCCCUUCUCCUUGCCAUAUUCACCAUUAUCAACUCAGCCUCUGCACUACUCCCCACCACAACCACCCCUUCUCCACCUCCACCACCUUUUGUUCCAUCGCUGCCACCUCCCUCGCCAUUGCCAACACCACCUUCUCCUCCUCCUCCUCCAUCUCUGUCGCCAUCUCCCCCUCCAUUGCCAACACCGUUACCACCACCUCCAUCUCUAUCAACACCUCCCCCUACAUCAGUCACGCCACUCGCACCACCUCCCCAUCAUUUUCCAUCCCCACCUCCUCCUCCUUCCCGUCGAGCACCAGCACGACGAUCACCGCGACCUCAACAACUGAACAACAUAAUCGACGCACUGAUGGGCGCCGGUGACUUCAUGAAUUUGGAGAACAUUAUCUCGGCGAUCAAUCCAUUGAGUCUCCCACUGAGCGCCACCAUCUUCAUCCCACAAGAAGAUCCCCUCAACGUCACGCCCCUUUACAUGGACCCCUUCACUUUUCCCUACCACAUUGUUCCUCAGCGUCUCUCUUUCUCUGACCUCCAACUCCUCAAAACCAACACUCGCCUCCCAACCCUCCUACCGCUCAAGUCUAUCCUCAUCACCAACAGUUCUGCCUCCAACUUCACCCUCGACGACUCUCGUAUCACCCAACCAGACGUCUACAGCAACAACGCCGUCGCAGUGCACGGCAUUUCCGCCGUUCUUGACUACGCUACUUACGGUGAUGGGUUGCACAAAUCGUCCAAACCUUCAGCACCGCAGCCGGAGGCUAUUACUCCCGCACCGCGCUUUGCACCAGGCGGACCAGUCACUGACUCAAUGUCAGAUGCUGCGUGCCUUUGCAGCGAGUCUCCGAUUGUUUUCUUUAUUUUUUCUGCGGUUCUGGCUUUCAAGAUUCACGGGAACCCUCUUGCUCGUUGA